Messenger RNA from Eruca vesicaria subsp. sativa (arugula), 345 nucleotides. Lineage: Eukaryota; Viridiplantae; Streptophyta; Magnoliopsida; Brassicales; Brassicaceae. The record is from the annotation of a GenBank genome assembly.
AUGAGCGGGAGGAACAGGAACGGCCCUAAGCUCGAGCUGAAGCUGAACCUUUCGCCACCUUCUUCUCAAGCUAAUCAGAUGAUGAGUCUGGUUCGAUCUCCAAGCCGGUCCAACACAACUUCACCUAGCUCAUGCGUUUCCUCUGAAACGAACCAGGAGGAGAUGGAGGCAGCAACCUCAAUGGUUCUUGUCGGCUGCCCUCGUUGCCUUAUGUACGUUAUGCUCUCUCAAGAUGAACCAAAAUGCCCAAAAUGCAAAAGCACCGUCCUACUCGACUUCCUCCAUCAAAACGCCUCCGCAGCUACAACCGCUCCCACCAAACGUAAUAAGACCUGGUGGAAAUGA